UGACAAACUUUCCAUUUUCAUUGCACAAAAGACUAGUUAUCUUUACUCGCAAGUAUUUUGCACGUUUUUCAGUCAGAACAGAUGAUUUUCCGGUAUUUCCCCAAUGAUAAGAGAAAAAUUGUGUCGUUUCCAUAUUAUUAAUCGAAGUUGGAUCGUUUUAAAAUUAAGUACCAUAAGACUAACAAGUACAUUAAUUAGUUAUAACUUAACAGAAAAACUGCUUCCUGCAAUUGUUGGAAAUAGCUUGGUCAAAUUCGCCCCAACAGCGUCCGUAAUGGCAGCUGACCCAUCCAAACUAAAGGAGUUAAAUUUGCUAUUUGAACGUCUCCAGGAGGCCAAGGCACAAGCUGAUUUGUUAAAAAAUGAAAUGAUUGAUAUUAAAAAAGAGCUGGUCAAAGCUGAAAGUCUCUUCCCAAAAUCGUUUCAGUUGAAUUGUAAAACCACGGACCAGUGUGAUAGUAAAAAUAUUAAUAGCCCCCCUGCUAAAAAGACAAGGUACGACUUCUCGCGCCAUGGCGAUUAUGUCACAGUUUACACGGAUGGGGCUUGCGAAAACAACGGGCGCGAGGGGGCGAAGGCCGGGAUUGGGGUUUGGUUUGGCGACAAUCACCCCCUGAAUGUGUCCAAGCCGGUCACAGGGAAGGCCACCAACAACGCGGCGGAAAUACAAGCCUGCAUUUGUGCCGUUCAGAUAGCACGUGAUAAUGGGAUUAAAAAGCUACAAAUUAUCACUGACUCACAAUUUACGAUUAAUGCAAUGACCAAGUGGAUUAAAACUUGGAAGAAGAAUAAUUGGAAGUUAUCAAGUAGUAAAAAUCCUGUGAAAAAUAAGACUGAUUUUCAAGAGUUGGACAAAUUGUGCGAAGGGCUUGACGUACAAUGGCAACAUGUUGCGGGGCACAGUGGGAUCAAGGGAAAUGAAUGUGCAGACAUGUUGGCCAGAGAAGGGGCGAAAUUGUACGUUGAAUAAUUAAAUAAACUAUUUUUUAACGAAA
Molecule: messenger RNA, 995 nt
Organism: Tribolium castaneum (red flour beetle)
Lineage: Eukaryota; Metazoa; Arthropoda; Insecta; Coleoptera; Tenebrionidae
Gene: rnh1
Product: ribonuclease H1
Exons: 6
Coding region: 104-970 (288 amino acids)
Biological process (GO): DNA replication, removal of RNA primer
Molecular function (GO): RNA-DNA hybrid ribonuclease activity; nucleic acid binding
Source: RefSeq, a predicted model, not a curated record